Octopus bimaculoides (California two-spot octopus) is the source of this 3868-nucleotide messenger RNA. RefSeq lists its product as uncharacterized. The record is from RefSeq and is a predicted model, not a curated record. Gene Ontology annotation, biological process: positive regulation of translation. Gene Ontology annotation, molecular function: mRNA 3'-UTR binding. Gene Ontology annotation, cellular component: cytoplasmic stress granule; cytosol. Lineage: Eukaryota; Metazoa; Mollusca; Cephalopoda; Octopoda; Octopodidae.
AAAAUAACAUUGAAGACUGGUGAUGGCCCCUUAGUUACUGAACUAGACGUGCAUAUCACAUGUGACGACAGAGAUUCAAGGUUACACAGAACCUGGAUUUAGAAGUCCUUUAUUUCGCCUGAAGGUGCUUCCUUAAAAAAAUUUCGCGAAGCACGCGUUGUUUAACCUGACCUAAGAAUUAAUUGCUGGCCUUCAAAUUAUUCUUUUAGCUCCUGCUUUGGGAAAAAAGGCGAAAAAAAAUCUUCGUAUCGUUUCCCUCAUUCCAUGCACAGAGAUCUGAAAAUAAACAUUAUCAUUAGUAUGUACUGUUCUGGAAAAGUCUUCAGCUUCACUUGGCAUUAGGAAGGGCAUCAGGCCAUAAAAAUUCUGUCAAAGCUGACAGUGGAGCUUGAUGUAGUCCUAUGGCUCGCCAGCUCCUGUCAAAUCGUCCAACUCAUGCCAGCAUGGAAAACUGACGUUAAUUGAUGGUCGUAGUGAUACCCAGAGAAUUCUGACAAAUCUGGAAUGUUGGUUCUGACAGUGCCGGAGCCUGUGGCUCAGCUGGCCUGAUGACGUCUGACCGAGGAAAUAGUGGUGGAGCUGAGCUGCAACUUGCACCAUCUUCGGUCACUCAGAAGAGCGCUGGAUUAAACCCUAAUGCAACUGUGUUUUUAAGUAAACAACAGGACAUUCAUCAGUGGGAUGAUAUUAGUACUGACGGAAACUUCCACUUUGCAAAUGGUGACAUAAACAAGCUAGAGACUGGUGGUGGGUUAUUCUCUACAGUCGCUACUGCAGCUGAAUCCCCACUACAAGCUACAUCUGCAGAGUUUACAGCCACACCCGGAACACUGACAACCUCACCUACAGUGCCAGCAGCAGAUCAGAGUAGUAAUUCUGGUUCUGCAGCUGCUAGUAGUGGGACAAUAAUUGGGACCACUGGAAUUGCAGCAACCAGUAAUCCAAUUAUAUAUUCUACAACUGAAACUGUUGCCUUGCAAGAUGACAGUAAAACUCAGCUUGAUGGGACUCUGUCUGAAGAGCAGAUCCGUCGGUUGCUCAAGACACAAUUGGAGUACUAUUUCUCAAGAGAAAACUUGACAUCUGAUACAUAUUUAAUGUCACAAAUGGAUGCUGACCAGUAUGUGGCUAUAUCGGCUGUUGCAAAUUUCAGUCAGGUUCAGCGAUUGACAAAUAAUCACGACCUGGUUGUGGAUGUUCUUCGAGAGUGUCAGAAUGUACAAGUUGAUGAUAAAGGUGAAAAGGUGCGGCCUAAUCACAACAGAUGUAUUGUGAUACUACGCGAAAUUCCAGCAUCUACUCCCGUUCAAGAUGUUGAAACUCUAUUUUCCGGUAGCAAUUGCCCCAAAUUCGUUAGCUGUGAAUUUGCGCACAAUGAUAAUUGGUAUGUGACUUUUGACUCUGAUGAAGAUGCUCAAAGAGCCUAUCAAUAUCUACGUGAAGAAGUAAAGUCUUUUCUUGGAAAACCAAUAAUGGCUCGAAUAAAAGCUAAACCCUUAAUACGGUCAACAUAUGUACCGAGAAAUGGGUUAAAACCGCAGUUUGAACAGCAAGCUUACAAUUCAACACAAAGAUAUGCUGCAUAUGUACCAAAUUUAAAUUUUCAGCAAUUAUAUUAUCCUGUCAUGCCUUCUUGGCCACCAGCUGGUCACACCAUAAUGGAUCCUAGCAUGGUAUUUGCAAUGAAUGGAUACCAAGCAACAGGUGUCAAACUAAACACUCCUGGUAGACAUCAAUUUCCAAAUAUGCGUGUUGGUCGUACUGCAAAGCCAAAUCGUCUUAAUCAAGAGAGAGCCAGUAGCGAUAGUCGGUUACCUCAUGAUCGUCACCAGAAUCCAAAUGCUCAUCGGUCCAGUCCAAGGAGUACAGAAAAUACCCAUGUGACACCACCUUUGUUUCCCAACCGGAAAGGUGUUGACAAUUGUCAUCACAGUCAUACAGCCCACCAUCAUCAUUCUAGCACAACCGGGGGUAGUGCUACAACUACUACUACUACUACUCACUCAUCUACCAAUGUAGACUCCAGUUCUUCAAUGCCUAUCAGCCACUUAUCAGAUUCUAGUAAAGAUUCUACAGCCCCACAACCACAGAGGAAAAUUUAUAAAAACCGGAGAAAAAGAGAGGACGAUAAUUCUAAAUUAUCUCGCCAAACCUCAUCACAAUUAUCUACCAAUAACAAAUUUACCGAGCCAUUAUUUGAAUUUGAGUCUAAUUCGUUCCCACCAUUACCAGGAUCACAAAAUAAUGCAGCAUCAGGAGAAAAAUUUGAGAAUAAAUUGUCAGAUGUAGUGCGGGGUACUGCUAAGCCAUUGGUUAAAGAAUCUGUGAUCACUGCUCCUAUGGUGACUGCCACAUCUUCCCCUGGUACCACCAAUACCAAUAAUGCAGUUGUUGUAUCUUCACUGAAUACUGUUGCUGAAGUAGCUAUUUCAAACCAGCUUCCAGCACAAUCACCGGUAAACAAAGAUACAUCUUCUGCAGUUGCAGCUCCUCUGUUGACACCAGCUACUGCUGUCAGCUGCACUACUACUCUGACUGUUGCUCCAGCUGUCACCCCAACAUUGCCAUUAAGUGCUUCAGUCUCAACUCCAUCAACCUGUAUUUCAACACCUCCUGUACCUGCCGCUAUUAGCCAGCCUAUUGCUCCAACAAAGAUUACUUCUUCAAAUGCAAGUGCAACCACUAAGCUAAAUACUGGAAUUUAUGCAGACAAUGCAAAGUCUUCAGAGCCUCAUGCAAAUUCUCUCAUGCAAUCAGCUGGAUGUGCUCCACAUCUAUCUGCUACUGCUGCCUCCACAACUCUUACGACUGCUGUUACUGCAAAUCUGAAAGAAUCCAGCAUGGGAGCUGUUCCUCCCACUCUGCCAGCCCACAAUAAUGCCCCGAGCAACACGCCUCCAUGUUUGCCGCCGUCGUCUUUACCGUCAACAUCAUUAAGCCAUAGUGUAGCAGUUUCAUCUCAGCAGGGUCACCAUAGAGCUGCACAGUCUUCUACUCUACCUGUUAUGACCACUAGUGCACCCGCUACCUCUUCUGGUUCUCCUAGUGCAGGGAGUGUGGCUAGUGCCACAGUAAUUGCUACAAAUACACAAACUACAAAACUUGUAUCUACUGAGGAAAAGUCGACAUCAAGAUUGAGUUAUGCACAGAUGGUUGCACGGAAACGUGAACCUAGUUCAGAAGUUGCUACUACGUCCAUUGGAUCUUCAGACAAGAACACAAGUUGUGUAUCUCAAGUGUCACAUCAAAUGUCACAACAGCAAUCCCCUAAUGACUCUGUUUGUAAAACAACAAACAAUAAUCUUAUGCAACAAACUGGUUCUGCAGGAACACUCCGUAGUCAAGCCCUUAAAGAACAAUCUCAAGCCUCUGCUCAUUCACAGCUUUCACCUAAAGAACUCUUGCGUAAAGACUUGGAACCAAAGGAGCAGCGAUUCUUUCCCGGAAGAAGGCCAGCAAAAGAGAACCGUGAACGCCAGAGGAGAAAAACAGACCGAGAGAGGACUUCAAAAUGAUAUUAGUGUUAAACAAGAUUCAGUUGAUUGCCCUUUCUCAGUAUAUAACCCUACUUCUUUCCAGUUCCUAAUCCAGUUACAGUUGAAAUGUUUUAUCUCUCUUGAGAGAUAUGUUUAUUUUAUUCUUUUAUUUACAGAGCUAUCUGCCUGUCUAUUUCUUUAGCCUCAACAUCCUUGUCCUUAUUAUUCCUGAAGAUUUCCAAUUUACUUGGUCCAGGUUCCUGGAAAUUAAACUGCUGGAUCAAUGGAGUAGUGAGAUGGUUUAAAACUUCUAGUUUCUCUGUGGAUACAUUAACUAUAGAAUAAUGAGUCAAUGAUAUUUCAUUUUAAAUAUCUGUUAAAUGAUAAGGAAA